UUUUGUGUUGUUAUCUAUGAUCAUAUGCCUUAUGUUUCGUUUCUCACAGCCGACCACACAAACGAUUAAGGAUUUGCCUCAAAAUGUUUUCUUAUUUACUAUUGACGGCCUUUCUUGCAGUUAUUUCCUAUACAAACGGAUCUGACGAGAAGCGAAUCCUUCUCAGUGAUCCACAGUACAUCCAACAGGAGCUGACCAGAUUCCAGUCAGAACUUCAGGAGAUACAAGUCAAGUACAACACACUUCAGGCUAAAGUCACUACCUUUGAAAACGCUUUCAUUUCCCAAGGUGACAAGGGAGCCGUCUUGACAAGAUGGGGUAGAAGUGACUGUCCGGCCAAUAUAACUACGAUGGUUUACUCAGGUACUGCUGGUGGGUCGUUUUAUACACAUACCGGGGCUGCAGCAGAAUACGUGUGUAUGCCUGACGAUCCAAUCUGGGGACCAAACAAGGAUUUAGUGUAUAGUGAAUCUGUUGGAUACAUCUACGGAGCUGAAUACCAAGAGCCAGAUACUCUGUUUGGAAUGUCGGAUUACGCAGAGGAUGUACCGUGUGCCAUCUGUCUUGGUGAACAAUACACCGCCUCUCUCAUGAUCCCGGGUAGGACACAAUGCUACCCUGGGUGGACGGAAGUCUAUCACGGUAACCUAGCGUCCGGUUACCAUGGUCACGCGGCAGCCUCACAAUACGUUUGUGUUGAUGAGCAUGCACAGGCAAUCCCCGGAGGUGGUACCCACGACGAGGAAGGAAAACUGUUCUACGGCGUGAAGGCUAAAUGUGGAGCUUUGCCUUGUCCGCCGUACGAGGACGGAAAGUUUCUCUCUUGUGUUGUCUGUAUGAAGUGAAAACAUUGUCAAUAUUGUGAAAACACAAAUUAAACUUUCAGUGAAUAUUCCUUUAUAAGUAAUAAUACAGAACGUGAAUAAAGAGCAAACUUGUCUGUGACGUA
Molecule: messenger RNA, 949 nt
Organism: Pecten maximus
Lineage: Eukaryota; Metazoa; Mollusca; Bivalvia; Pectinida; Pectinidae
Product: short-chain collagen C4-like
Exons: 3
Coding region: 84-845 (253 amino acids)
Source: RefSeq, a predicted model, not a curated record